Messenger RNA from Rhizophagus irregularis DAOM 181602=DAOM 197198, 2489 nucleotides. RefSeq lists its product as uncharacterized. The record is from RefSeq and is a predicted model, not a curated record. Gene Ontology annotation, cellular component: mating projection tip. Lineage: Eukaryota; Fungi; Glomeromycota; Glomeromycetes; Glomerales; Glomeraceae.
UUUUUUUUAAAAAAAAUUUUAUUAUUUUAGAUAUAUAAUAAUUAUUAUUAUAAUUUGACUAAAAAAAAAAAAAAAUGCCACUUAGAACUAUAGUACCAUUACCUCUUAAUAAAAAAAAAUCGCCGCCUGGUGCGUCAUCAAGAUCAUCAAGACAAUUAGAAGAAGGAUCAGAGAAGGAAGAUAUAGGAACGGAUUUUGCCUCACCACAAUUACCACCUAGAAAGAUUAAACCAUACGUUGGAUUGAGAAGCAAACUUUCUUUGUCAUGGGUAAAUUAUACAGUAAUAGCAUUAAUGUUUAUAAUAUUAAGAUUAUUUAUUGCUAUGAAUUCAAUUGAACCGAUAAUUGAUCAAGUUAAAGAAAAAGCAAAUAGAUCAUGUGAUGCACUUGAAGUUGCAUCUUCAACUGUAACUUCUUUACCACAUUUUAUGGCAGGUGGAUUUAAUCGAGCAACAAUUGAUGGUGUUAAUCUUACAAUUAAAGGAGCUGCAAGAAUGAUAGAUUUAUUAAUCGUUGCAAUGGAUGGUAUUAUAAUUUGGUUAAUACAUGUUUAUACUCGUACAUAUCAGUGUCUCUUGGAAUUUGCUAUAAGAGGAUCAAUCGGAACUUUGACAGCAUCUAUUCAAGCAAUAGGAGAUGCUACAAACGGUCAGCUUAAUGGAAUUAAGACACAAAUAGAUUCUCAACUUUCAGGAGUAAAUUCAGCUAUAAAUAAAGCACGUGAAUUUAUUGAUAAAAUACCCAAUAAUCCUUUUAAACCUUCUUUGCCAGAUACAGUUACGAUAUCAUUAGAUUUUUUAAAUAAUUUUCAAUUACCAACAACCGAUAUUAAUAAUGGUCUUAAUACGUUAAAUGGAAAUAUUCCUACAAUGAGCGAAAUUGAAUCAAAAGUUUCAGGUUUAAUCUCUAUACCAUUUCAAGAAUUAAGAGGAACUGUUAGUGGUAUUAUGUCAAAUGUAAAAUUUAAUGAAACUGCUUUACCAGUACCACCAAAGAAUCAAAUUAAUUUUUGCGCGGAAAAUUUGGAUCUUAGCAUUCUUGAUGACAUUUCACGUGAUCUCAUUAAAGCAGCUCGUAUUGGUCUUGGAAUUAUUUUUGUAGUAGUGUUAUUAAUGAUUGUGGCUAAUGCAUUAGUAAUUUGGUAUACUCAUAUAAGAUAUAAAUUGCAUAUCAGUCGAACGACCAAAACUGUAAAAUUAAUUAAUUUAAAAUCAGACAAAGAUUCAGUAAUCGAAGUGAUCAAAAUAGCCGAACAUCCUUUUAUCAUGAGGUGGAUUAUAAAAGCUUCAAAAUUAUUUAAGAAUCGGGAAAAUGGUGAUUUAUUCAGAUGGUUUUGUGAUUAUAUUUUACAUAAACCCGCGUUAAUCUGUUUAAUUAUUGGUAUGUCAGGUAUAAUAGGAAUUUAUUUACAAUUAGCUGUUCUUCAUGCGGUUAAAAAUAAUUAUAAACAACCAAUCGCUGAUGCUGUAAGUAAUUUUGGUAAUUCCGUUGGAAAUUUAAUUAAUUCUCAAUUAUCUUCAACAUCAAAUCAAUUUGCAUCCGAUAGUAACAAUGUAAUUGGGUUACUAGAAAAUGAUUUAAACCAGGAUUUACUUUCAUGGGUUAACGUUACAACCACCACAUUAAAUAAUACAUUAAAUACUGCUGUAGAUGAAAUUACUACCUUUGUUCAAAAUACCUUUAAAGAUGUACCAGUAUUAAUACCAAUUGUGCAACAAUUAGUUGAUUGUCUAAUUUUGACAAAAGUUGAAGGAAUUCAAGCGGGAUUAACUUUUAUUCAGAACAAUGCUUUUAUUGGAUUACCUCGUGUAAAUAAUUCUCUUUUAUUACUUAGUAAGGAUAAUAUGGAUGAUGUUGUUGGUCAAGUUACAACUAAUCUUGUUGGUUCUCCUCUUUCUGAAAAUGGUAAUGGUAAUGGUGAAAUUGGGGGUGAAAUUGGUAAAAUAUUUGAUACUUAUGAGAAAAAUUUACGUGCUGAAUUACCAUUAUUUUAUGUAUUAACAUCCGUAUGGUUUAUUGUAAUAUUAAUGGGAAUAAUUCGUGUAUUGUGGUUCAUAUAUCAAAGAAGGAAAAAUGCUAGAUCGAUGAUUAAUGAUAUUACACAUAAUUCGGAUUCACCCACCGCUUCUGCUCAACCUUCUCAAUUUAGUAAAAGUAUUAAAGAAGAUGAUGAAAACAAAUUUAAUACUUUACGUUCAAAGAUGAAUGCUCUAAAAAAUAAUCGUUUCUCACAAAAAAAUAUUGUAAAUCCAACUUUUCCGAGAAGUUAUAGUCCACCUCAACCGGAUGAUAAUGAAACAUAUGAUGAUUAUAAUGAUUCUUUAACUGAUGGUCAAUAUCAUGUUAAACCAACAUUACCUCCUAAACCAUUACCACUUAAAAGACAUGAUAUCAGAGAUAAAAAUCCUUUUGAAUCAAACAAUUAUUAAAUAGGUUUGGUAUUAUAUAAUAGUUCUAAUUAGUGGCAUUUUUUUUUAUAUAUAUACAAA